This is a messenger RNA of Brienomyrus brachyistius, 4128 nucleotides long. RefSeq names its product protein spire homolog 1-like. Gene Ontology annotation, molecular function: actin binding. Gene Ontology annotation, biological process: actin nucleation; intracellular transport; cleavage furrow formation. NCBI's taxonomy places the organism in Eukaryota, Metazoa, Chordata, Actinopteri, Osteoglossiformes, Mormyridae. Gene Ontology annotation, cellular component: cytoplasmic vesicle membrane; cell cortex. The transcript is spliced from 17 exons. The coding region runs from base 105 to 2297 and encodes 730 amino acids. The record is from RefSeq and is a predicted model, not a curated record.
UCGGGGCUGUUUGAAUGAAGCAGCUCCGCAAUGGCUCCGUUCAACGGAUGAGCCUCCCGUCCCGUUAGUGGACAUAUAAUAAUAAUUACUGUAAUAAUGACAACAUGGCCAAGCAGUUGAUCAGCGUCUCUGCAGACCGGGGUGAAGCGGGUCCCGGGGAAAUGAACGCGGACGGCGAGGAUGCGGCGGACGAGCUGUCCCUGGAGGACAUUCUGAUGCUCUAUGGACAGCCGAUCAACGAGGAGCAGGCGUGGGCAGUGUGCUACCAGGGAUGCAGGGCAGCUUCGCCGCUCUACCCUGCUGGACGGGUGGAGGGUCCGGGAGAUGUCCGCAUACAGAAAGACGGAACCGUCAGUUUGAGUUACCAAGGUGUUGCAGAUGAAUAUGGGAAGCCUUGCUCACCAGCUCAGGUGAUCGAGUCGCUGGGCAUCAUGAUCUACAAGGCACUGGACUAUGGGUUGAAGGAGAACGAGGAGCGGGAGUUAAGUCCUCCGCUGGAGCACCUCAUCGACCUCAUGACCAAUGUGGCAGAGGGUGACAUCUGCCCUGACGAGGGCUACGAGGCUCCCGCUGAUGAGGUGGACUCUGCUAAUGUGUGCCGUGUCCAUGGCUACCGGGACGUCCUUAAGCUCUGCUCCUCUCACUUACCCAGCCCCUUGGACGCCCCCAGUCAUUACCAAGCUGUAUGUCGCGCCCUUCAUGCUGAGACGCUGGAGCUCCGGAUGUUCCUACACAAAAUCAAGAGUGCCAAGGAGAACCUGCAGAAGAUGGAGGGUGAGAGAACGGAGGAAUCUGUCCAAGACCUGACAGAGCUGCAGAAUGCUGAUUGGGCCAGGUUCUGGGUGCAGGUCAUGAGGGACCUGAGGCAUGGGGUCAAACUGAAGAAAGUCGAAGAGAGAACGUAUGAUCCCUUACCAUUUGAGUUCCAGCUGACGCCCUAUGAGAUGCUGAUGGACGACAUCCGAUCCAAACGCUACAAACUGCGGAAAGUCAUGGUUAAUGGCGACAUCCCGCCGCGGUUAAAGAAGAGUGCCCACGAGGUCAUCUUAGACUUCAUAAGGUCUAGACCUCCUCUCAACCCUGUGGCUGCUCGCAAACUGAAGCCCCACCCUCCAAGGCCACGCAGUCUGCACGAACGAAUCCUGGAGGAGAUCAAGACCGAGAGGAAGCUUCGGCCGGUGUCCCCUGAUCAGAUUCGAAGGAGCCGCUUGGGUUCUGGGAAAAGCAUCAGCACUCCCCACGUUCAGUUCUGCGGUCCAGAUACAUACACCCCCGAGGCCCCCAGGAGGACGGCCAUCAGUACCCUGGCUCUGACCAACGGGACCCUGCUAGUCCAGAGUGAGGGUAGGGGGCUGACGAGCGCUCAGGCUCUGUCCCAGAAGAAGAAGCUGCUGAAAGCCCCCACACUGGCAGAACUUGACAGCUCUGACUCAGAGGAGGAUAUUACAGGACGCAAAUCAGCCAGCAGUUCAAGUGCAUCCACAUCCUUGAUGGAUGAAACCUCCCCUGAUUCCAAGGGCAGAAAAACUCCGCCCAUGUUCCUGCCUAUUUCGUCAACCCCCCAACCAGAGAGACGUCCCAAGCAGCAGAGAAGACACUCCAUUGAGAAGGAGACCCCCACCAGUGUCCGCCAAUUUGUGCCGCCAACACGACAGAGCUCAAAGUCGCUGGAGGAGUUCUGCUUCCCAGUGGAAUGCCUGUCCCUCACAGUGGAGGAGGUGAUGCACAUCCGGCAGGUACUGGUUAAGGCAGAGUUGGAGAAAUUCCAGCAGUACAGGGACGUGUACAACGCACUCAAGAAAGGGAAGCUCUGCUUCUCCUGCCGAACCAAGAGGUUCUCCUUCUUCACUUGGUCCUACACAUGUCAGUUUUGCAAAAGGCCUGUAUGCUCUCAGUGCUGUAAAAAGAUGCGGCUUCCUUCUAAGCCCUAUGCCAGUCUGCCCAUCUAUUCCUUGGGGCCCAGCACCCUGGCCAAAGGCCAAGCCACCCCGAAACCUGAGAAGGCCCACAGCAGUCGGCACAGCUUUCACCGCACGGUUUCCAGGUUGUCCAGGCAUGGCUCAAAGACAUCCCAUGAUGACCUGGAGCUUCCCAAGGAACUGACAGAAGAUUGGAGUGUCAUGGAGGUUUGCGUAGACUGCAAGAAGUUCAUCUCGGAGAUCAUCUCAUCGAGCAAACGCAGCAUGUCGCUGGCUACCAAACGUGCACGGCUGAAUCGCAAGACACACUCGCUCUAUGCGUCACCGGCCGACUCUGCCGGCUACUGUCCAUCUGAGAGAACGAUCAGUGAGGUGUAGGUGCUGGAUGUCAUCUCUCAGGAGACUAGAUUUGAGCAGGGGCGACUCCAUCAGGUGUUACAGUGAAGUCAGAGGACACAGGCACUCAGGCUGAGGAUUGAAUCAAUGCAGCACAGUCAUAGGGAUUUCUGUGCUAUGGGUGUUGUUGUAGUUGCGUGCUCGUUUUCCACCUCUCAGAAUAACGUAGCUGUGUGUUCUUCAUCAGUGUGUAAUACAUUUGUCCCACUAGGGGGCAGAGGUACAUGAGUGAUGUGGGAGAGGACCCUGCCCUGCCUUGUGGGGACCCCAUCUCAGGAAAAGUGGGCUGUUCCACUCAGUAGGGGGCUGAUUAUACACAUCCCAGCAGCCUAGAGCUCCAGUAAAGCUCUGCUUUUUAUUAUUUCUAAGUGGUUCAAUCUGAGGAGAGAAGAAUGAGGCAUUUACAUAGGUGAUGCAGGUUUUGCCUAUUGAAAAUCUGUCAGAAUAUUUUUAUUAUUAUUGAAUUUUAAUUUCUAUUUUUGAGGACCUUUUUGUGUACGAUUUGGAAAUUUAUGUCUGAAAUUUAAACACGGCACUCUUCUUUUCCUGAUGGGUUAGCCAAAGCUAGUUUUGUUUCAGCGUUCUGUCCUGCUUCUUCAGGGCCAGGAUGGGUACCCACAAUGCACCACCACCUUUAACAACCAUGGCCACACUUUUGUUGAUAUUAUAUACAGUAGUGUGUGAGAGAGCAUAUAGUGGGUGGUUGCUUUAUUUCCCUCUCUUCCUUAAUGGUUUGGUCGGUACCAUAAGAUGUUCUCUGAAUGGUGUUUUGAUCUGGUGUGAUUGUCCAUCAACUACAUUCAGUAGGGUCUCUACGUGUCUUGAACCUCUCGAGGCACCAGCAGGAACAGACAUGAAUGUUACUGUCUCUGCUGUGUGUUUGUACAGUGUUUCCUUGAGCUAAAAUUUUUAGUAUAUUUUUAUUAAUAAUGAUUAUAAUAUUAAUGUUGCACUUUCUCAGUGGUGUGAUCUUGGUUCUUGGCAGAACACUUUUUUUGUUUUUAAAUUAGAUCCUGUUGUUUCUGUUAAUAUCUUGGAUGCAUUGGACCAGCGGUAGGGAGCAGUGCCCCUUUUUCUACUUCAUACAUGUUAUCUGUGUAUAUGUGUUUGUCUCUGUGUGUGUGCGCAACGCACAUUUACUUCAAUUAGCUAUAAACACAGCUGUAUUGAGGGAGGGAGAGCUGUUGGUUGCUGAAGACUUGCUCAUAGGAGAGGUUGAGGUUCUGGAACUCUCCAGCUCCCCUGAGUCCAUAGCAAACCUGCUUCGACAGUUUGCCUGGUGCUCAAAUGCAGUAAGAGCUCUCUGUGGACCAAAAUCUGUUUCCAACCCUAGGAUGUUUUCAAUAUUUUUUUGGAUUCACGGGGGCUACAUGUCCUGACAUCCUUCACGUCUCUGCUUUUUUUCCCCAUUUGAUACCGUAUCCAUUUUAAGUUUAAUCUCUGUUAGACUGGUUCACAUUCAGACACUUCUUUGAAUUCAGUUAUUUCAGCACAUAUGAAAGUGUAUUCAAAUGUAAAUAUUCCCACAUUGGGAGUGGAGUACAGAUAUAGAUUAUACUUUUUAUUUAAAUUGCUAUUUACUUCUGAGAGUUUGUAAUCUAUGUAUUUUCAUUUAUCAACCUGCUUUUUCAUUUGACUUUUUAAAACGGUAUGAUAACUCAUCAAUCUUGGCACUUGUACCUGAAGCUCAGAAAGUGAUGGGUCUGGUCCUAAUGCUAUUACCCCUCAUGCACUGUUUGACACGUCAACUGCAAUGAAUGGAUGAAUGAAUGUGUAGGACACAGAAUAAAGAACCAUCCGAAGUGAGUCGUUA